Messenger RNA from Eruca vesicaria subsp. sativa (arugula), 929 nucleotides. The record is from the annotation of a GenBank genome assembly. Lineage: Eukaryota; Viridiplantae; Streptophyta; Magnoliopsida; Brassicales; Brassicaceae.
GUCCUGUGUUCUCUGUCCUCAAUCGAUCUUGUUUCGUGAUGAAUUCAGCUAAUUAGAUUAUAAAUUGAAUCUCCCACUUGUUCGAUUCACUCAGCAAAAUGGGGUCUUCAUCUUCCUUCUGGAACAUAGCUUAUCAACAAGCCAUGAAAAGCGGUGUGCUCGUCGCGAAAGUCUACUCCUUUCUCCAUGUGACCACAAACUAUCUCGCCUUCCCUGCUUACGCUUUUGGUCCGAGCAUGAUCCCGACGCUUCAUCCUUCGGGGAAUGUCGUACUGGCGGAACGAAUCUCCACGCGGUCUCGGAAACUGAGUCGUGGAGACGUCGUCGUGUUGCAGUCUCCGGAAGACCCUAACAAGACUCCGAUCAAGAGAGUGAUUGGACUUGAAGGAGAUUGUGUUAGCUUUGUGGCUGAUCCAGAGAAGAGUGAUGAAUCAAAAACCAUCGUGGUUCCUAAAGGGCAUGUCUGGGUGCAAGGUGACUAUACUCAGAACUCGAGAGACUCAAGAAUGUUUGGUCCUUUACCUUAUGGUCUUAUUCAAGGCAAAGUGCUUUGGAGGGUUUGGCCAUUUCAAGAUUUUGGACCGAUUGGACCGACCACAACUUAAAGAAAUGUGAUUUGGCUCGGGUGUUAGCUUGGUUGGUCAUUUGACAAAGACCAAGGUGGUUUGUUAGAGUAGUAAUUCAGUUGUUAAGUCAAGUUAAUCCGGUUAGCUAUAAAAUGAAGAGACGAAAAGAGGGAAAAAUAUUGUUUGUACUACAUAUUACAAUUAAAUGAUUCAUUUUGAUUAGAUACCGGUGAACUAAUUACCAAUAUGUUUCUUGCAUGUUAUAUUUUUUAUACUUUGCUUUUCUUGGGUUUCGAAACUCAGAUCUCCUGAUGUGAAAACAUUAAUAAACUCUUCAUAAAGCCAUUGAAAUAAAGGGAUUUC